GGGAGGUCCAUCGUUUUCCUAGGAUUCUACCCAGGGCCGGGGUCCUAGAGGGCCUGCUUUGGUCUCCUCCUCCUGAGCCGCAGAGCCGAGAUCCUCCGGUCCUUCGCCUCCUUCGGACCUCCGGCUCCUUCGUUAUGGCGGGACAGCUCCGGGGAGCCGCUCGUAUUCUGGGCAGCUGGAGGAGCUACUGCUCGAAGGGGCAGCAGGAGAAAGUCAGUGUGGGUUUUGUGGAGGCGCUGAAGGCAGUGGUGGGGGAGACCAAUGUGUCUACAGCCGGCGUGGUGCUCGAACAGCAUGGUCAUGAUGAAUCUAUGCACAAGUGCAGCCCCCCAGAUGCUGUUGUCUGGCCCCAGAAUGUGGAGCAGGUCAGCCGGUUGGCAGCAUUGUGCUACAAUCACAGAAUCCCCAUGAUUCCCUUUGGCACUGGGACAGGGUUGGAAGGAGGUGUCAAUGCUGUAAAGGGUGGCGUCUGCUUUAAUCUCACUCACAUGGAUCGUAUCUUGGAUCUGAAUGUGGAGGAUUUUUCAGUGACUGUGGAGCCCGGGGUCACCCGUAAAGCCCUUAAUUCCUACCUGAGGGACACCGGCCUCUGGUUUCCAGUGGAUCCAGGAGCUGAUGCCUCCCUCUGUGGUAUGGUAGCCACUGGGGCCUCAGGUACCAAUGCUGUUCGGUACGGCACCAUGUUGGAGAAUGUUGUCAACUUGGAAGUUGUGUUGGCAGAUGGGCAGAUUCUGCACACUUCAGGUCAAGGCCGCAGAUUCCAGAAAAGCUCAGCGGGCUACAACCUGACAGAACUGUUUGUUGGCUCCGAGGGGACCCUGGGCCUCAUCACCACAGCCACACUCCGACUGCAUGGCAUCCCCGAAGCUACCAUAGCCGCGGUCUGUGCCUUCCCCAGCAUCCAGGCUGCUGUGGAUAGCACUGUACAGAUAAUCCAGAGUGGAGUGCCUGUGGCACGCAUUGAGUUCCUGGAUGAUGUUAUGAUGGAUGCCUGUAAUAAGUACAGUGGUCUGACCAAUGCUGUAACUCCCACCCUCUUCUUGGAGUUCCAUGGCUCCCAGCAGGCCUUGGAGGAGCAGCUGCAGAGGGCUGAGGAGAUCGUCCAGCAGAACGGAAGCUCCUAUUUUGCUUGGUCCAAGGAGCCAGAGGAGCGGAACCGGCUAUGGACAGCUCGGCACAAUGCUUGGUAUGCCACCCUGGCUCUUAGGCCUGGCUGCAAGGGUUAUUCCACAGACGUCUGCGUCCCCAUUUCACGGCUCCCAGAGAUUAUGGUGCAGGCCAAGAAAGACCUGAAAGCUUUUGGACUCACGGGAGCCCUAGUUGGACAUGUUGGGGAUGGAAACUUCCACUGCAUCUUAGUGUUCAACUCUGAAGAUGCUGAUGAAUACGGCCGAGUAAUGGGAUUUGUAAAACAGCUGGGAAGGACUGCACUGGCUAUGCACGGGACCUGCACCGGGGAGCAUGGCAUCGGGCUGGGCAAACGCCAGCUACUGAAGGAGGAGAUUGGCCCUGUGGGCAUAGAGAUUAUGAAGCAGAUCAAAUCAGCCCUGGACCCCAAGAACCUCAUGAACCCUGGCAAAGUGCUGUGAGGACCAGGCCCUUCUGCUGGCCAAGGAGCUGCUCUCCUUGUAGGAAUGAGGCUGUGGAAAUAAGGCUAGAGAUGAGGAGCCCAAAGCAUCAUCACCUGGGAUAGUGGGUAGUCCUGACAGAGGUCACCUCAGAGAUUUGGCGGGGUGGGCUGUGUGCGGCAAAGACUUCAGUGGAGGAGAUGGCUGAUCACCUUUUACCUGGGCAAAAAUCUCCCCUUAGACCCCUAAGUAACCUGGGAAAACAAGAAGACCACAGGAGAAGGCUUACUGCUUAUUGGUCUUGACUAGCUCAGCCUGGGCCCUUUGUCUAUCAUGAUUUUUCUAAGUAAACAUUUUAGAAUUGCCCUUUUCAA
Molecule: messenger RNA, 1942 nt
Organism: Trichosurus vulpecula (common brushtail)
Lineage: Eukaryota; Metazoa; Chordata; Mammalia; Diprotodontia; Phalangeridae
Gene: LDHD
Product: lactate dehydrogenase D
Exons: 11
Coding region: 135-1589 (484 amino acids)
Biological process (GO): lactate catabolic process
Cellular component (GO): mitochondrion
Molecular function (GO): D-lactate dehydrogenase (cytochrome) activity; D-lactate dehydrogenase (NAD+) activity; FAD binding
Source: RefSeq, a predicted model, not a curated record